AUGUAUAUUGUUUCUAUUACUUUGGAAAUUUGGAAUACCAAAGGAACAUUAAAUGCAGCAAGAGUAUUUCUUGCUAUUGACUACGUUUUAUGGUUUAUACGUCUAUUAAUAUUAUUAAUGAUCGAUCGUACGAUUGGGUCAAUACUUUUAAUGAUUCAAGCUAUGCUUAAUGAUAUGAUGACAUUCUUUUCGAUAUUCUUUGUCUUUACAUCGGCAUAUGGUGCAGCUUCAUUUUGGCUGUUACAAAGUGGAGAAAUCCCAUUUGGUGUUGCGAUUUUUCGAAAAAUUUUUCAUGCUGCUUAUUGGUAA
Messenger RNA from Rotaria sp. Silwood2, 309 nucleotides. NCBI's taxonomy places the organism in Eukaryota, Metazoa, Rotifera, Eurotatoria, Philodinida, Philodinidae. The record is from the annotation of a GenBank genome assembly.